AUGCCGGAGGUGAUAAAGCUCACUACAAAUCAUAUAAGUCCGUUAUUCCGAGUGUUUCGCAUGCGCCUUGCAUUUUUCCGGCCAUCGCUAACAUGGUGCAUCGUCAACAGGAAGAAGUAUAAAAAGCUUCGCUUCAAAUUCGACCAGGUCAUGAGGCGCUCAGAUGAGCUCUUUAAGCAGGACCAAAUCGCGUCCGCUGCAAUUAGGCGUAUACAGGAAGAGAAUACGUGCGCUCAAUGAAAUCCCUUUAUUUGCUUGUAUGGGCUCUCCCAUAAUCCGGAGGCUAAACCAUGUUACAGGCGUCUUUUAGAUCUUCUGGUCGACUUGAAUUCGUCUUCACAUGUCCCGAAAUCUCGUCGUUUUAACAUCGGAUCCCCUUCCAGUGCUACUCCGACUCGUUUCCUUUCGCCUACGCUACUUGCUACAAUGGGAGGAUUGGAUGAGGAGAUUGCAGGCCUCGCUGAUGACAAUUAUGUGGAACCGGUGCAGCUUGACCCGGCCCCCGUCAACGGUAACGAUGCAGAGGCCGAAGAGCAGGAUGACAACAGCACUGAUGACGAUGAUGAAGACGACGAAACUCCACCAAUACAUCGCCACGGUGCGAAGUACAGCGAUGAUGAGGAUGAGGAUAUGGAUGAUGAUGACCGAGAAGCUUAUCUCGAAGAGAUACGUGAAACAAACCACAGGCGUGGAAUCCCCGGAACACCACCAAGAUACAUUCGGGACAAGCUUAAGGCUGAUGCAGAGAGAGAGAGAAAGGAGGCUGAGGAACAAGCUAAGAAGGCUGCCGCUGAGGUUGCUGCAAAUGGCGUCAAUGGUUCCGCACCCCUUGUGCUCAAGCAGGAGCCCGUCGACGAGAUGCAUGAAGGUGUUCCAGAACCCGCCCCUCCACAUACUCCCAAUAACCGCAAGCUUCCAGUCUUGGAGAAUACUUAUCGUCGUGGCGCUACCCCUCCUUACUUGCGCAAUACUAGUCCCUUCUUGAUGUCUAUUGAGGAGGAGGAGGCCUUUUAUGCCAACGUCGAUGAGAAUCUCAAUGGAGAGAUACCUGCUCUGCCGGAAACCACCCACACCUCCCCUAUUGCUAGCAAGGGGGAAGGGGACCCGCGAAAUCCCAUGAGCGUCUACUGCUGGCUAAGGAAAUAUCAGCCACAGGUCUUCUUGCAGGAGGCCGAAGGCGAGAGGAGGCCUGGUAGGGGUAGGGGCGGCGGCAGACGCAGGACUGCUGUUGAUGGUGAUUCCGGGGAUGAAAUGCCCUCCACAGUUAAAGCUGCUGGGGGUAAACGCAGGCGUGGCGAUGAUGGAGAGGAGGCUCCAAACAGGGGUGGACGAGGCCCCCGUGGGGGCAGGGGAGGCAGGAGAAAGCUUAAUGAAGGUGGAGAACCACCGGUGAAAAAGCAGAGGAGGUUGGUAGCGAGGAACUCUUGA
This is a messenger RNA of Tuber aestivum (summer truffle), 1428 nucleotides long. NCBI's taxonomy places the organism in Eukaryota, Fungi, Ascomycota, Pezizomycetes, Pezizales, Tuberaceae. The record is from the annotation of a GenBank genome assembly.